Didymodactylos carnosus is the source of this 3003-nucleotide messenger RNA. The record is from the annotation of a GenBank genome assembly. NCBI's taxonomy places the organism in Eukaryota, Metazoa, Rotifera, Eurotatoria, Philodinida, Philodinidae.
AUGCCGAAUUUUUUGGAUAUCGAACAGUCUGGAACAACAGAUAAAAGUCAUUAUGGAUCCACACUAUCAUUAUUAGCGAUUAUUAAGCCAAGUCGACAAUUAUUUAAAAGUAGAAUUACUGAAGAUACUGUGCCACAAUUGUUUUGUCAAUUGGAUGUACUUCGAAAGACAGACGAAGAAUAUUCAUAUUGGAAAGAAAAAGCCAGAUGGGUGAGAUUUGAAGAAAUCGCCGAAAAUGUGUUAGGAAGAUGGUCAAAACCACAUGUUGCCACAUUGAUGCAGACAGCUCUUCUAGACUUGAAAAAAUAUCUCACAUCAGACACUAGUGUUGUUAUAUUGAAUUUAACGGUAUCAGAUUUUUCAAAUUUAGCACAGGCAAUUGCUCAGGCAUUAGUAGAUAAUCAAUAUUUGGACGAUCUAACGAAAGCACAAAAGUUAACAUGGAUAUUGGGUUUACCUCAUUUUCAUCAUCAUGAAAAACGUUCCGUGACCAAGACAGCAAGUUCAGUUAGUCUGUCCAGAACUGGUCUUCAACCAACUAAUUCAAUUACUAUGACUAAUCUCGUAGGACGAGACGAUGAUUUAUCAGAAUCAAUACUUGCACUGUCAGCGCCUCGUUUACUUAGUAAAAAACCUAGCACAAAUGAUAUCACAUCGGAAAUAGACGAUCAAUCGAUUCAAACCGAUCAUACCAAAGAAUAUAAUGUGAAAUUACAACGAAAAUUAGAUUUGAAAUCAGAAGGCGCAAGUAUUCUAAUUUGUCCUGUGAAUUUUGUCACUGAAGCCACAAUAGUAUUUGUACGUUUGGAGAAUGCCAUUGAAUUACCUGGUUUAUUAGAACUUAAAUUACAUUCACGUUUUGUCGUAUUGUUAAUUGGUCCUGAAGAAAUCGAAAAGCAAAUACUUCAAGUCGGAAGAUCAAUGGCUACUGUGCUUACCGAUGAUAUUUGUCGUGAAUUUGCCUAUUUGUCAAAAGAUCCGGAUGAAAUAGUGCAAAUGUUGGACAGGUUUAUGAAUGAUGCCUACGUAAUUCCUCCAAGCGAAUGGGAUCCAGCAAUUAGAAUUGAACCACCUGACCAAUAUAUGAGCAAAGAACAACGACAAGCACCAGAAGAUAAAGGUGAAGAUAUUGAAGUACUUGAUUUAACACCACAUACAGAUCCCAAUCUAACAGCAUCAAAAAGACCAUUUCAUGGUUUAAUAAUGGAUUUGCGUAACAAAUUACCUUAUUAUGUAUCCGAUUUCACAGAUUGUGCUAGUUUACAAUGUUUAGCGACAACACUAUAUUUAUAUCUCGUUUGUUUAUGUUCUGUGGUGGCAUUUGGAGGAAUGCUAGGCACAGCAACAGAUAACUAUAUGGCUACUAUGGAAUGUAUUCUAGCUGCUUCUAUUUGCGGCGUUAUAUUUGCUCUGUUUUCCGGACAACCAUUAAAUAUCCUAUCAGCAACUGGACCCAUGUUAAUAUUAGAAAGAAUAUUGAAAAAUUUAUGCAGUUUUCUCGUUCGUUACAUAACUCGUUUUACCGAAGAUUGUUUUGCCUCAUUAGUAGCAAUCAUCUUCAUUAUGGAUGCCAUCCGAGAGACAAUGAACAUUAAAAAGGAUUAUCCGGUUAAUUACUGGCCAGAUAUUCUAGUUGAUCAUACGUGUUCAUGUGUAUUCUCGAAUAUAACAACAUUGUCUACGACAAACGAUACUGUUUAUCAUUUAUUUGUCAACACUAAUUCAACAGUGUUGAAUAAAACAACGCAAAUCUUAUGUAAAAAAUUAGGCGGUGUUUUGACGGGUUCCGGUUGUUCAACUCCAUUUUAUCAUUCAGAUAUUUUCUUUUUCUCGUGUUUGUUAUUUAUUUUUACUUUUUUUAUUUGCAUGGUGCUUAAAGAAUUUCGCGAUUCGCAAUUCUUACCAACAAAAAUUCGAACAAGUAUUAGUGAUUUUGCUGUUUUAAUUACCAUUAUAGCCAUGUCAGGAUGGGAUGCCUAUCUGGGAUUAGCAACUCCAAAACUCCUUUUACCAAAUGAAUUCAAACCUACGAGACCACAUGAUCGAGGAUGGUUUGUUCCAUUUUACUCUGGAAAAAAUUCAGUUUGGACAAUACCUGUGGCUAUACUACCGGCAUUAAUAGGAACAAUUCUAAUAUUUAUGGACCAACAAAUAACAGCUGUCAUUAUUAACCGUAAAGAAUUUAAAUUGAAAAAAAAAAGCGGUUAUCAUUUGGAUAUGUUUAUACUAUCACUCACAAUAUUGUUCUCAUCUUUAUUGGGUCUACCAUGGUUCGUCGCCGCAACUGUUCUUGCUCUUUCGCACGUCAAUGCAUUGAAAUUAAUGUCGGAAAAUACAGCACCAGGAGAAAAACCAAAAUUUGAAGGCAUACUUGAACAACGAGUCAGUAGUUUAUUGAUGGCAAUAUUAACUGGUCUCAGUGUCUUUUUUACGAAAAUUUUGAGAUUUAUUCCAAUGCCAGUACUGUACGGCGUUUUCAUGUUUAUGGGUGUUUCGGCUUUACGAGGCAUGCAGAUUUUUGAUCGUGUAUUAUUGAUAUUUAUGCCAUCAAAAUAUCAACCGGAUCAUCCCUAUUUACGCCAUGUAACGAUUAUGCGUGUCCAUCUUUUUACAGGAAUUCAAAUUCUAGCUUUAGCUGGAAUGUUCGUUGUUAAAAGUGUUAAAUUAAUUGCAAUUGGAUUUCCAUUAUUGGUACUUGCAACAUGUUUUAUCCGUAAAUUAAUGGACAAAAUAUUUACACAAGAAGAACUCUAUUGGUUAGACGAUAUUUUACCCGGAAAAGACUUAGGAGUUGUUCGACGAAUGUCAGCUACACGAAAUGUUCAUAUAUCAAAAGAUGACGUCGAAUAUGACCAAAAAGAAGGAAUUACACCUCCACCUGAUAUGUAUUCAUCGGAAGAGAUCCUUGACUAUCCGAGUGCAUCAUUCAGAAAUUUGCAUAGUAUUCAAGAGGUGACAUAUUUUCAAAAAGAUAAAAUUAGCUUAAAUAAAAAUAUACGCUAG